This is a messenger RNA of Echinostoma caproni, 1131 nucleotides long. The record is from the annotation of a GenBank genome assembly. NCBI's taxonomy places the organism in Eukaryota, Metazoa, Platyhelminthes, Trematoda, Plagiorchiida, Echinostomatidae.
AUGUUUGCUACCUCACUGUGUUGUACUACAAUGCGCUUGUGGUGGCGCUCAAAAUUCGCCCGUUUCGAGGGGUUUCUUCACACUCAUCAAUGGAAAGUACUCAGCAUUGUACUCCUUCUGGUGCUGUUUUGUUUGGGCCUGAAGAUGGUGACUGUGGACACAGACUUCGAUAAGCUGUGGGUAGAAGAGAGUGAUCGACUCAUCUCAGAAUGGACGUACUUAGCCCAAGCUCUGAAACGCGUCAGCUCUCAGACUGCAUACACAGAUCAACACUAUUUCGGUCCGGACGCACGACGCACCCGAAUGAUGCUGCGCAUGAAUGGGGCACGUGUCGUACCAUCCGGUCCGAUUCUCGAUUCGUCCGAUCCUUUGUCACCCGGUUUUGGAGCAACCAACGGUAUUCCCGGUCCACACCAGCCAUCCACUUCGGGGCCUUUUGCAAACAGUCUGCCGGGGCGAGAAUUUAUGGGCACAAUGGAAACCAUUUUGCAGAGCGCCACGGGAUCCGCCACCCCAGAGCCUUAUCCGCCUGUGCACGAUCGUGUAACAGGUGAUGAGGAUGAAUCCACCUCGGCUUCGUCCCAGUCCAGUACAUCGGAUCCUCAACUACUCACACCUCAGGCCCUUUUGGACCACAUGGAAUUUCUGAUCAAAGUUCGUCGACUUCAGAUCACCGUGGGGUCCGCUAAAUGGUCAUUUAAAGAUUUGUGCCAACGAGCCAGUCUACCAUUCGGCUCUGAGGUACAUCCAAUUCAGGCUUAUUUGGAUAUGAUCAUUCCUUGUCUAAUUAUCACGCCAUUGGAUUGUUUUUGGGAGGGCGCGAAAGUUCUCGGCCCGGAAGAAGCGACUUGGGUACCUUGGCUUGGCGAACGAACCUUAAUUCAAUGGCCCAAUCUCGAUCCGGUUGGAUUGCUGCGGGAAUUACGCACACACUAUGGAAAUCAAUCGCACCAUCUUGUGGACUCGUUGAUUGCGCAAUUCCAGUCAGCCGGAAUCAAUCAUGGCUAUCUGAAUCGGACGUGCCUGGAUCCGACUGAUCCAGCCUGUCCGAUCUCCGCUCCGAACUACCGUGGGAAGGUAUGUGAGAGUCAUCUCGCUUGCCUACCUGCCUGGGCGCGCAAUCAAGUGUAG